Micropterus dolomieu (smallmouth bass) is the source of this 4419-nucleotide messenger RNA. RefSeq names its product E3 ubiquitin-protein ligase MARCHF2-like. The record is from RefSeq and is a predicted model, not a curated record. Lineage: Eukaryota; Metazoa; Chordata; Actinopteri; Centrarchiformes; Centrarchidae. Gene Ontology annotation, biological process: protein ubiquitination. Bases 368 to 1123 code for a protein of 251 amino acids. Gene Ontology annotation, molecular function: ubiquitin-protein transferase activity; zinc ion binding. The transcript has 5 exons.
GAGGCAGACCGCUGACGACGAGCCUCCGGGGUAUAUUUAAAGCCCUGGGAAAGCGGAAGCCCGGCCUGCUGUGUGUGUUAUCAUCUCACGGCUGCUAGCUAGCACAGGGCUGAGUAGCAUAUCAGCAGCUAGCAAGUGGCACUGCUCUGUGACCAAUGCUUUUAAUUCACACAUCGCUACGGCUGAAAAUGAAAAGCAGAGGAAAGGCGAGGUUGUUAGGGCGGUUAGUGUCAGCAGCUGUGGAGCAGCUGUAAGAAGAAGACACGUGACACUUACUUGUGGAGAGCAGAGUUUGUGCUUCCUGCUUCGCCCCUGACCCUUUACACUUCACCUCCACCUCUACGGCCGGUGUUGGGCCACUUUAACCAUGACGACAGGGGGGUGUUGCCACCUGCCCGGAUCUCUGUGCGACUGUGCGAGCAGCACUGGCCUGUGGAAGAACGUGGAGGAAGCAGGUGGUGACGGGUGCCCGGCGCUCUACGUCACCCAGGUCACAGCCAUAGAUGGACGGCUGCUCUCCUCCGUGCUCAAACCCGUCGGCACACAAAGUGAUGGUCCCAUCUGCCGUAUUUGCCACGAAGGAGGCAGCAGUGAGGGCCUCCUGUCUCCGUGUGACUGCACAGGCACCCUGGGCACGGUGCACAAGAGCUGCUUGGAGAAGUGGCUGUCGUCUUCCAACACCAGCUACUGUGAGCUCUGCCACACAGAGUUCAGCAUCGAGCGCCGACCGAGGCCUCUCACAGAGGUAACAAAGUGGCUGCGGGACCCUGGCCCUCGUAAUGAGAAGAGGACGUUGUUCUGUGACAUGGUUUGCUUCCUGUUUAUCACGCCCUUAGCAGCCAUUUCAGGCUGGCUGUGCCUGAGAGGCGCUCAGGACCAUCUUCAGCUGGGGAGCUGGCUGCAGGCCGUGGGCCUCAUAGCCCUCACCAUCGCCCUCUUCACCAUCUAUGUCCUGUGGACCCUGGUAUCUUUCCGCUACCACUGUCAGCUGUAUUCUGAGUGGAGAAGAACAAAUCAGAAAGUGCGACUGCUCAUUCCUGAAGCAAAGGAGUCUAACUCUUCCCAGCAUUCCUUGCUCUCUACCAAACUGAUGAAGAAGUCCGCCAGUGAGAGCAUUGUAUGAAACCAAACAGAUGGUCGAUGAUGAUGGUGUCUUUUAUGUGCAGGGGCUGAUUGUUGACACAUCAAGUCUGCCAGCUAGCCUUUAAAGAAGCACCUGUGGGCUGUUUUGUCGCUUUUUUAAAAAACAAGCUUUGCCCCAUCAGUACUUAAUUCAGUUUUUUUGUUUUUAAAAAAUCUGCCCUCCUGUGGGUGCAGAAACGAGCGCAUCUAGAUGGAGUCUGUCUGUCCUCACACGGGGGGGGGGGGGGUUGACCAAGCUUAUGCAAAGACAUAGAAGAAUGGAAUAGCACAGGGAAUGUGCACAUACAUUUACAGAGACGUAGGCACAGGCUCAUCAUGAUGGAUGGAAAACACGAUAACAUAAGAUACCAGUAAAAUAAGAAAGGACCAAACUAACUUGUUUAGUGGACUAAUGUUCAAAUGAUUGUUCUGUUUAGUUUCCACAACCCAUCGACGGUCCACAGAUGACUGCAGAUGGUAGCAGGUCCACUCAUUGUCGAGCUGCAAACAUGAAAAUGUCCAUUGAGGAGCUCUUUCAGGCAGUUACUGUGUGAUCCCACGUUAAUCUGUAAAGGGAAAAAAACUAAGAUUUGAGCUUUGAUUUAUUUGCAUAUCACAAUCCAGAUGCCAGUGAGAUGAAACUUUUAAUUUUAGCACCAGCCUAUUGGACUUCUUUAAAGCUCCCCCCUGCACCUGUUUUUACAUGCCAUCCGAGAGUGGGUGGCUGCAUAGUAAAGCCAGAGAUUGUGCAAUAAAACACUGUGGACAUCGAGGUUUUCACAGUACAUGAAGAGACCUGUACCAACAUGCACAGUUAAUGCAUGCAAGGACUGUUAAUCAUUUUGGGGGAUUCUUUUGUGUGUGUAUAGUUAAAAUUCUUUUGUGGUAUGAACAGAUUUACUAAUUUACUAUUCCUACUGAAGUAGGGUUUAACUGUGUCCUCAUAGAGGUUCUUGUAUUAUCAGCACUUAGCUGAGUGUAUAGAUCGAUAGAAAACACAUCAAAAUGGCUUUUAGAGAAACAUUUGUUUGGCGGCUGAUGCAGUGUCCUUCUAAUUGCCUGUUAAAGUACUUAAUUAUAGCUGUUUUGUUUUUCAGAACACACACAUUGUGGUAUAUGUGUAGUUUCUGUCAUCACACUAAGAAUCAGGGAUACAGAAACUUCCUAUGAGCAUUUAUCAUUUAUCUGUUGGGGGGGGCUUCUGCCAGUCUCACAUAUACUCUACCCACCGACAGGGUACAUUAUGCAAGCACCAUUAAGGCUUAAUCUGACUUUAUCUUUGUUUUGUCUGAAGCCGCUAGACGCUCACCUGCUUUUUCGAAGUCCAUUAGAUGGAUGUCCUGUUUUUCUGGGGGUGCAAACUUCCCCUCAUCAUGUUUUGAUGUUACGGAGCAGACUCAUUUGGGACAGGCUGCAUUGGUUGUUUGGGGUAGUAGAGAGAAUCCACUUCUCUCUCUUGUAUAUACUUUGGUGCAGUUUCUAAUCAAGUUACUUAUAGUGGCUGGUAACUAACCAGUCAGAAAACACAAACCACAAUAUCCGCCUGGUUUCCACAUGUUUGGAUCAUAGCGUGGUCCAGCUUUGAACAUAGUUUAUUACUUCAUUCCACUUAGUUUAGGUUAUGGGGAGACGGUUAAUUGCUACUUUUACUCACUGUGGCCAACAACACAUGCGCUAUUGAGAACAACAUUGUUGUUAAAACCAAUGUAAUUCAGCCUAUGGCCCGAAACACACUGCCUUUAAGAACACAACAAGGUGGUCCUCUUUGCCUGUGUUCCAGUAUUAUAGUGCAGAUCUUACUAUCUGUAAGCGUUUCAUUUAUAACUGUUCAGUUCUGUGGGGUGCAAUAGACGACGUAGCUGUACUACGCAGGUAACGUUGAAAGAAAGGAGGUGAGCUUAAAACUAAAGCUAAUGUAAAGCUAGACUGGUUGGUUAUCUUCAUGACUAAACUUUAGUUCCAACAUCACAAUUAUUGGCUUUUGAAGUUGGUUCUUCUAUAUUCAGUGGAAUCACAUUUUUAUCCUUACUGACCAGUGAUCAUACAUUUGAUUAUCAGACUUAUCACACCGACCAUGCUUUAUUCUUCUCUGCGUGCUUUUUGGUAACUUUCUUCUCGACAUCAAAGUGAAGGCGUGGAUCCAUUUCGCGGAGGCAUUCAGUACUGACACAGUGAGAACGCAUGCAGUACAUCAUCUGUCAUGUGCAGAGCAUAGACCGUAUAUAAAAAGAUGCAGAGGCCAAAAGUCUGGAUUUUAUGCACAAUUGUGUUAUUAAUGUUAAUUCAAAACACACACAUAUUUACUUUUUUUAACAAUCGGGCUUAAACAACAUUUGACUGAAACUGGUGUCGUCACAAAGAGUCAACCAAGCACAUUUCAAGCACCUUUUUAGUAAGCAUCAACACAGUUUCUUUUUUUCCGUCUGUACUCUACUGAUUUUCAUGCUAACCUUGUGACCUGAAAUGAAAUUACAAGUUUAUUGGCUCCCUGGGGCUGCUGUUGUAUAACAUUAGUCACAGGAACAGGGGUGCAUCUCAGCAGUACUCUUUAGUGGGAAAUUGACAGCAGCAGCCAUCUUUCUUGUAAUGUUUUUAUCCGUAUUGGCUGCGGACAGCGUGACCGCUGGCUGUAAGCGCUGUUUCCUCGCCCCAGCCUUUUGUCCACACUAACAUUAUGCUUUGGUACUGUUAGCUCCUCAUACUCGUCCCUCAUACUGCCCCAGUUAAUCAUUUGUUUGUGUUUUUAACUCAUCUCAGAACAAAGCAUUUUAUCCUGCUAUACUGCGAUGCACCCGGGGGGGCCUCACAAGCUUAUGACUCACUUGAUCAUCCGUGUGUUUACUGUUUGUUCUGGACGAGGCUCUAGCCCAUGUAUUGGGAUCUGUUGGCGGCACAGAUUUGAAGCAAUUUGAAGAGCUGAGGUGCAGUGAUUCAACACUGCCUGCCUAUAAGAAACGACUGAAAUGUAGGUCAGUGCAGAAGAUAUCUGACUUGCACAGCCCCAGAUCAUUUAUGAUGAUGAUGAUGAUGAUGAUACCAGUUUUUUUAUAGCACUGAAAGUCUGUACAAAGUGGCCUACAAAGUAUGCAACACUGCUCUUUCUUUGGCUGCAUGCCCAUUCAUGUCAGCGUUAUAAGAGCUGCAUGAUCCUGGUGUCUCCAAAGAGUUUUAAGUGUUAUUAUACUUUAACCAUAAUGUAAUACUUUAUAUAACUCCCACAGUUCAAAUCCAGAAAGGGACUUGAAAUCAUUGUUUUUAUUGUUUCUUUGCUGAACAAAUAAACAUGUUAAUGUUGUA